GUUGGAAAGCCCAAUCUGGGAAAGGCUUCCGAGUUAGUGAGUCAGUGACUCACCACUCACCACCGAGUCACAAACUCGCCAGCUUUUAUUAUUGUUUAGGUCAAGUUGAGAUUUUUUUUUGCCCCCAAAAACGAAAAAAAAAAAACCCCUGUUUGACUCAAAAAGCAGAGAACGCAGUGAAAGGACAAAGGGUUAGAGAGAAUAAGAAGAGAAAAAUAAAGAGAGGGUUUUGUGGAUUGUGAUUUGUGAAGUUUAGAUCUGAGUGGUGAAGAAAUUCGAGUGGCUAGAGCCCAAAGUUUUCAACUUUGAAUCAAAGGGUCAACAAAAAGUGCCAUCAAUGCUCUGAGAACCUUAUUCCUCGGAAAAUGCCGCGCCCUUCUUUCCACAAGCUUGUUCUUCCUUCCACCAUUCAAUCUAGGCAAUUGAGGAUUCCAGAUACUUUUCUGAAUAGAUAUGGAGCUGACCUUUCUUCAAUUGCUACCUUCUCAGUUCCUGAUGGCAGCAUUUGGCGUGUCAGAUUAAAGAAGUUGGACAAUGGAUUUUGGUUUGUUGAUGGUUGGGCAGAAUUCGUUCAGCGCUACUCCAUCGGUGUUGGAUACUUGAUAGUAUUCCGAUACGAAGGAAAGUCGACUUUCAUUGUUCGUAUCUUUAAUUUGGCCACUUCUGAGAUAAGCUAUCAGUCACCCGUACGAAGCAGUAACGAAGGGGCUUACUUUGCAAACCGUCUUAAGAUUUUUGAAGAAUUGGAAGAUGAAGACUCCGCUGAAUAUUCAUCACCUAGCCUUACUCCUGGUGCAUUGCAAAGUAAAUUUACCCCUGAGAAGAAUUAUACUCCUCCACCAUUGCAGAAUCUAUUUAAUGGGUCCAAACUUAAUAGCGUAAACUGGGGCGAUAGUGCAAACACCCUCUCUUCAAGAAGUGCCAAUUCGCUAGACAGUCAGUUGACCAGAGAUAUAGGUGUUCAGUUUAAUGCAAUUGAGUUUAAAAGGUCUACUGACGAAUUGAAGUUGCGUACUUCUGUUGGCGAAAAGGAGAAGAAAGCUCCAAGAAAGAAGCGAAAAUCAGAUGGCCAGGAACCCUCUGAGGACCAAGAAGAGGAGGCAGAGAUGCGGUUUAGAUUCUAUGAAAGUGCAUCGGCAAGAAAAAGAACUGUGACAGCAGAGGAAAGAGAAAGGGCCGUCAAUGCAGCGAAGGCAUUCGAACCACUUAAUCCUUUCUGUCGUGUUGUCCUGCGGCCGUCCUACUUGUAUAGGGGAUGCAUAAUGUAUUUGCCAUCUUGCUUCGCGGAAAAGCAUUUGAACGAGGUUUCAGGAUUCAUCAAACUUCAGCUCUCCGACGGGAGACAGUGGCCUGUUCGCUGCCUUUAUAGAGGAGGCAGAGCUAAGCUGAGCCAGGGGUGGUUUGAAUUCGCGAUAGAGAACAACCUUGGCGAGGGAGACGUCUGUGUGUUUGAGCUCCUUCCGAUGAAAGAGGUGAUACUUCAAGUUACACUGUUUCGCGUCACUGAGGACGAUGGAUUCUUCAGCCCUCCUCCUCUGCACCAGCUCCAGGCGAGCCAAAAUCUCGUGAGUCAAUCUAAAAUGUUGAACGCUCACAUGCAUCAGCGCCUCGGCUCGGGUAAACUGAUCAGGAACUAAAGCAGUUUUGUUGCGGUUAUAGUCCAACUGUAUCAAGUAGCGGUUACUUCUGUGUGACCGGUUAUUCAUCUGAACAUCAGCUUCACUUGGAAAAAACUUUGGUACUUUUUUGUGUCCAUAAACAUUUCAGGGAGACUUAAGUGCAACAUAGCUAUUGUUGUUUUGAUACAUUUUCUUUUUUUCUUUUCUUUUCUUUUCUUUUGUUUUGGCCUUUUGGUUUUGAUUUGGGUUGUAAAUAGAUUUUUAUUAA
Molecule: messenger RNA, 1887 nt
Organism: Arachis stenosperma
Lineage: Eukaryota; Viridiplantae; Streptophyta; Magnoliopsida; Fabales; Fabaceae
Product: B3 domain-containing transcription factor VRN1-like
Exons: 4
Coding region: 366-1637 (423 amino acids)
Molecular function (GO): DNA binding
Source: RefSeq, a predicted model, not a curated record